This is a messenger RNA of Zymoseptoria tritici IPO323, 1482 nucleotides long. RefSeq lists its product as uncharacterized. The record is from RefSeq and is a predicted model, not a curated record. The coding region runs from base 256 to 1482 and encodes 408 amino acids. Lineage: Eukaryota; Fungi; Ascomycota; Dothideomycetes; Mycosphaerellales; Mycosphaerellaceae. The transcript has 2 exons.
CACCCUGGCAUUGUCUUGUCGUCUCGCAUCAUCAUCAUUCACACUCGCAAAAAGUCUCACGCGAUCCACCGCAACGUAUCGGCCGCCGUGCCACUGAUCACCGACUGCCUUUGUGAGGUCUUCUCAAAAAUCAUGCCCCACGGGCUACGCGCGAGACCGAAUUCCGCCUCACCACAAGAAUAUCCCUGAAACCUCCCACCGAACUCGACCUCAUCUUCUUCCUCCGGACCGGGACAACCCGGUCAAAGUACCAGUAUGACGCCCCUCGUCAUCGAGUCUUGGAUAUGGUGGGCAAUUGUGCUGCUGGUCGCGCUGAGUAGAUUCAUCUCCCGCCGCAUGGUCCUACGAUCAUUCCUCAAAUUCCAAGCCGACGAUUUCUGCAUGGCCGUCCUGCUGUGCUUCUACACCGUCCUGAUCGUUACGAUCAACAUCGUGCGGACUAGCAGCUCCAACCUCCUGCCACCCGGAUUCGACCUGUCAACUCUGGACAAUGCCCAAAUCAUACAACGAGAGUACGGCAGCAAACUCGUGCUCGUCGUGGAACAGAGCCAAUGCGUCGUGAUCUGGGGCGCAAAAGCAUCCCUCUUGAUCCUCUACCUUCGUCUCACGACUCUCCGCUGGGAAAACAUCGCCAUCAAGAUCCUAGCCGGCUACGUCGCCAUCACCUUUUUGAUCAUGGAGGUACUUUACUUUGGCGUGUGGUGUCGACCUUUCAAUCAGUACUGGGCAGUCCCAACAUCGAGCACCCAAUGCAACGCCGCCACAAACCACCUCAUCACCAACGCGAGCUUCAACCUCAGCUCCGACUUACUCAUGCUCGCCAUCGGUCUGCCCAUGUUCCUCAGACUCAACCUCCCCUGGCAAAAGAAAUAUCCCAUCGUCGGCAUUUUCUCCCUGGGCAUCUUCGUCAUCCUCGCGGCCAUUCUCAACAAGGUCUAUUCAUUCUCCGAACCCUUCGGCGACCUCUGGAGCUACUGGUACGUGCGUGAGAGCUCUACGGCCUUACUCGUAGCGAACCUGCCCUUUGUGUGGAACUUCUGGCGGCGCAUCACGGGCUUCAGCUCAGUCAUUGGAGGAUCUCGCCGAGGUGCUUCGAUGGUGGACACCACAGCCAUCAGCAUGCAAGAAGAGAAGUCGCGAAAGGGAAGCGGGCUGGCCAGAUUCUGGCCCUCGCGACAACGCGAUGAAGUGGAGGAAUGCGAUGGUGUGGACUUCACGACUGGUCCCAAGCCUUCACAACCACCUCAGUCCGACGGCUUAAAAGACAUCGACUCCCAGCAAGAACGGCAGCGCAAUCCGACGAACUACAGCGGAUCGAGCGGUGACCUGCAUCCUCUCACGCGGCCAGCCGUCAUCGUCGACGUACCACCACAAGGAACCGUCCGACGUCAUGACAGCCUCGAGACGCGACAUACCGCUACACCCAUUUCCUCGACCUUGCCUUCGCUGAACGGUAGUUGGCAGGCAGAUUCGUUUGUCUAG